Messenger RNA from Theileria equi strain WA, 11676 nucleotides. RefSeq lists its product as hypothetical. The record is from RefSeq and is a predicted model, not a curated record. The transcript has 3 exons. The coding region runs from base 1 to 11676 and encodes 3891 amino acids. Gene Ontology annotation, cellular component: dynein complex. Gene Ontology annotation, biological process: microtubule-based movement. NCBI's taxonomy places the organism in Eukaryota, Apicomplexa, Aconoidasida, Piroplasmida, Theileriidae. Gene Ontology annotation, molecular function: minus-end-directed microtubule motor activity; dynein intermediate chain binding; ATP binding.
AUGGAUCCUGCUCCGGUUGACUUGGAAUCCUCCAAGAAUAAGGCCGAUGUCGCUCUUAUAGCAUCUUGUUUUUUCGGCAUAAAUGAUGAAAAUGUGCUGGAUGAAAAGGUUAUUGAUGAGUUUCUCGGCAACUGCAACAGCGAGCCUUUGAUUUUUGUCAAGCACAAUUCUACAAAGGAGGAGAUUGCGACAAAUUUGGGGUGGAAUUCCGAUAUUUUAGACUCUGAUAGUUUUGUCAUAUUCAUAAAGUGCGGAUAUGACCCAGAAAAAUCUCAAAAUGGAGACCUGAUGCUGAUACCAUUCAUGUGGAAGAGAGGAGCAUCCAUAAACUCGAUCUCAUAUUCGUAUAUACAUGAUAUUAUCACACCGCUAAUCAUGCAACAACUCAAUACUCUUGAACAAAAUGAUCCCAAACGAAGUCAAAUAAAUGAUAUUCUUCAGAAAUUAAGGGAAGCAUCAAAGUCACUAGAGUCAUUCCCCUCUAAAUCCUCAGUUGAAAAAGCGAACUUUGUUAUAUCUAAUACCCUCUCAUCCCUUUUUGAUGCAUCUGGAACUCUAAAAGAGUACAAGAUGCAACUAGAUGAAGCACAACUUAAUGAAAUCAGGGUAAACAUUACAGAGUGGUCGUUGGAGAUCGUUAGGAUACUAAGUGCGUACUCCAAAGUGAAUGGAGAGUCAGAAUCAAGCUUUACAUCCUCAGAAACAGAAAGUUCUGGAAGCAGCUCCUCUAGUGAUACGGACAGUGAUUCAACAGAUUCGUUCUAUCAAGAGUCCGAAUUUAAAUACAUGAACACUAGAGUGAGGGAACAUAUUUCUGAUACAAUUUCCUCAUUUAAUAGCGAUAUGGACUUGUGUGAUGAAAUUGAUUUUUGGAAAACGUACAAACUUGUGUUGGUAGAUUUAAAGAUUAAGGUAGAAUCAGAAAAUUUUACCAACACAUUAAAGAUGUUGGAGUAUAAUGGCUUCUCUGUAGAGACAAUAUAUUGUUUUUGUGACUCGGUAUCAGUGGUAAAUGAAACAUUAACAAAAGUAACAAAAAUAAACAACUUUCUAUGUAGUUUACCAAUCGAAAAAUUACUGCAUUUGGAAGGUGUCAGAUCAUUGAAGGCUACACUGGACCAAAUGUUCCUCCAUAUGGAAAAGGCGAUGAUAUUAAAAUCAUACAAACAUUUCACAGAAUUCGUGACCAGUCUAAUUAUGGAAAUUAUAAAGGCGUUCAGCCGAGUUGUCUCUGUUGAGCUAUCAAACGUUGGUGAUUCAAUGGAGAAUAAAAUAUUAAAAGACAUUCUAAAGGUUUUUUAUGAUUUUGUUGGUAAGUUAAAGAGGUUUGAAGUGCACUUGAAACGGGUGGACGACUCUAAUUUAUGCUUCCCACUUACAACCCUGUUAGAGCCAAUAAAUGUUUAUAAGGAUAUGUUAAAAUCCAUAAGAUCCUGCCAAUCUAGAACAAAUGAUAUCAACCAGGAUAUUUCCGUAUUCAUCAACUAUCUGUCUAGUGGCGUUGAAAUAUCUAAGGAUGAGGAAAUACCGAAAGUUUCCGAAUCUUUGGAGAAUUUUGAUUGCCAAAAAUCUCUUGUAGAACUAUCCACCCAAUUGAAGGCGAAGUAUAUCUCAUUUAUCUCAGGAAUUAUAACGGAAUAUUCUAAGUCAUCCCAUAGUUUUAAUAGAGCAACUCUUAUUACAAAGUCAAUUUCUUUUUUUGAAACAGAACUGUCCAAUUCGGAAAAUAAACUUUUAAUCAUUAUAAAAAACUAUUUGGAUGGAAAAUGCAUGGAUGAUAUCCUUAUAUUUAUAGACUCUACAAGAGAGAUGAAGAUAUUAUCCAAAUCAUAUGGUCAUAUUAAAAAAAUCAUUGAUCCUGUAAUAGACUCUGUUGUGAAAGAAUCCAUAGAUCUUUCUAAUUAUAUCUCCAACUUUAGCUAUCCAUUCCCAAAAGGCUCUGAAGAACUUUUACCGACUAUUAUCUUAAGGAAAAAAAUGACAGUUGUACUCAGUGUAAUUAAAAAUUUACUAACAAUAUCGAGGGACAAUGAACUACAUGGACUGCAGUUAGUCCUACAGAAAAUGGUACUCGAUGCCAAAUAUACUGAAUUUGAACCUAACAUAGUUGAUUUUUAUUCUGAUGAACGAAUUUUGGAUAUUAAACAACUGCAGAAUGGAUCCUUUGUUUUAUCUAUAAAUCCCUCUCUUAAAGGAUUAUCUAUGAUACUAAAGGAACCUUUCAUGGGAAAUAAAUACGAUGUUGACCAAGAAACUGAAGAAAAAAUGAUUUAUUUGAAUUCUUUAGAUUGUUUAAUUGAAUCGUGUAACGCUUUGGAUAAUGAAAAAUAUGAACUCUUCAAUCAAGGCAUCUCAUGUCCAAGAGCCAUUCUGCUUCUUGAGAAUGACUAUAACAAGAGUCUAUACAAUAAUUUAAAGCAAUUUAUUGAUGUUAAAUUAAAGGAUUUUACCAAUGAUGAUAAAUUAGAUCGACUUGUGUCGUCUCUACACGAGUUUUUUAAAAUAUCAGAAUACAUUGUAGGAUGUCAAAAAAGGUUUCAGAGCCUAGAACUACGAGAGUCAAAGUGUGAAACUUCUACAAUUUCUUAUUUUUCAAGAAUAAAAUAUCUAAAUAAUGACCCGGAAGUUGUUAAAUUAGUAAAAGAUGAAAUAUCAAAAUCGCUCAAUGAAAUUCUUAGAACAUGCGUCAAACUCGAAUUUUAUCGGUGGAAGAAUGGGACCGUAUAUGAAUCAAUAAACACAGAGCUGUUAAUUUCCAAUGAUCAGCUCACUCCAAGUAUUUCGUCAAUUAGAACACUCAUGUACAAUAGUUUAUUUGAUAUUUUGGAUCCGACAGUUUUUCAAGAAUAUGGAACAUUUUUAGAAUCUAUGGUUGUCAAUUCUUGUUUCCUUGAAUGCAUAAUUGUAGCUGAAACACUAUUAUUCUCAAUUGAAGAAAUGAUACAAUUCUGGAGUGUUUUAGCAUCAGAUUGGGUGGGCUCAGUUUCUCUAAGUUUUUUAGAUGUAAAGGAAUAUGUUAAAAUAAUAGAAGAUUCGAAUUCACUCUUUGAAGAGUGUGCAAGUAUCAAUGAAAUUGUCAAGGUUGGACCCAUAUCUAUAAGAGUUCCAAAGAAUUCAUAUGUAGCAAGAGUUAACGAGUUUAGACACUCCAUCAAAACAUUGGUUGAAAAUUCUAUUAUUGACUCAUCUCAAACUCUAGCAAAUGUCUUACUUGCAUGCUCAAAAUCAUUGGGGCUUAGGGUACCAAAAAGCUCUCUUAUUCCGCAGAAUAGGGAUUUCGCAUCAAUUAAUGAAGGCAAAUCUGUUCAAGAGGAUUUAUUUAUACUUGAUAUUGCGCUAAUAGAAGAAUGUUUGAAUGUAAUGCAAAACAAACCUAUUAAAAAUAUUGAGUUGGAACACAUACCUGCUUCAGAAUUCCUGGAAGAAACAAUUAACAAAACCUUAGAGUACGUUUCUUCCAUAAAUAAAUCAAUUGUAAAUUAUGGGAAUUGGAAAGGUCAAGCGGAUAACGUUAUGAGUGUAGAGAGAAUUUUUAAAAAGCUUGGAUUUGCACUCUCAAGGAAUUGGAUCCAUUCUAGUUCUCUAUAUCGAAUAAUAGAAAGACUAUUCUCUGAGGCUAAUUCUUUUGCCUCCAAUGAGAAUAUAUGCGUUUUAUUACAGUGGAUAUCAAAGUCAGCCAGCAUCUGUGUUGAGAAAAAAGAAACGUUACAUGCAGAAUGGAAAAUCUUUGUUUCCAGAAUUGAGAUAUUUUCGGAUGUUAAUAUUCUAGUGGAAAAGAUUUCAGAAUUUGAAUUUAGUUAUUUACAGCAGGUUAAGCUCCUUAGGGAUAUUAACAUUAUAAAGGAAAUACUGACUCACAUAAGAUCCUCAACGGAUAAUACUCACGUUGAGAAGGAUGAACUAUAUUCUGAAAUAACUUCUUACAAGUUAGAGUUUACGCAUGGGAUGAAAGCCAUUAUAGAAAUCCAAAGACUAAUGUUAUCGGACAUAUCAUCUUAUAGAGGCACAGAAGAAAUAAGAGAGUUAAUUGAAAAUUGUCCAAAGAUAAGAAAACUUGUUUCGAAAGAGUUAUCUGAGAUAGAAGAAAUUUAUGAGAUGGAUAUCUUGUCCUGCAUGUGUGAAACUGACUUUAAGGAUAGACUCUACAAUUUUAUAUUAACACAUAGGAGGGAUCCAAAUAACGCGGUAGAAAUCUCAAUACAGAUCCUUCUUGAUAUUUAUAGAGAAAAAAAGACAGAUAUAAUUGAAAUAAUUCAUUAUGGAAAGAAAAUUCAUUCUGUAAAUAGAUACAUAUCUGAAGUUGAGAAAAUGUGGUCUAAACUUGGUUUAGAGUGGAUUUACGACAAUAAACUUGGAAUGUAUAGUUUGAAAAAUAUAGAAUCGUUGUAUGAUUUUUUAUGUGAGAAUAUCAUGGCGUUGAAUAUAGUUAAAGAGUCCAAUCACAACAGAUCAAUUACAGAUAGUUCAACAUGUUGGAUAAAUAAAUUUAAAAUGACAAAAACAUUUCUGGAUACUUUGAACAUAUUUUUUGCAAAGUUAGGGUAUAUUAGUACUCUGUUUCUAUUCCAUGAGGUUCAAAUUCAACUACCCCUUGGAGUAGAAAAAAUGCAUUCAAUUUCCUUGGAAUUUUCAGAAAUAGUAGACUUGUUGGUUUCCUUAAACCAAAUAGAUCAUGUCCAUAUUACAAAAAUAGAGCUGUUAUUAACUAAAAUUAAUGAUGUAGAGAAUAUGUUAAAGACGUAUUUAGAUAAUACAAGAUCCAUAUUUCCUAGACUCUUUUUUAUUAAUGACGAAGAAUUAUUGCAUAUUAUUGGAUGCAAAAACAUUGAAACUCUUAAAAAUUAUCUAUUUAAGAUAUUUCCAAGUGUAUCUAAAUUUGUACUUACGGAAAAUAAGAACAUUAUUGGAAUUUCUUCUCACGAUGGAGAAGAUGUACUUUUUAGAGAAUCAAUUACUUCUGCCGAUAAAAACCCAGUAGACAUACUCAAAGAAGUCGACUCAUCGAUAAAAAACACAUUAAAAUAUCUAUUAAAUGAGUCGCUAGAUGAUUUGCGAGAAUUUUAUGGGAGAAUUGACUUUGAAGAUACUUCACUGGAAAAAUGGAUGAGGAAGUUUCCAUCACAGAUUCAAGUAGCAUCAAUAUCUAUUCUAUGGACUAGAAAAAUGGAAGAAAUUCGAAACGAAAAUGAAAUCACUGAGUUUUGGCAUUUUAUUUUGUUUUUCACUGAAUGUAUACUUUCACACGCAAGAAAACCCGGCAUGCAAAUAAAGAUACACAAUUUGACUGUUGUGUUAAUAUAUCAUGCAGAUAAAACAAAAGAAUUCAAAUUAUGUGGAUUAAGUUCAUUCGAAUGGCUAAAAUGUUUAAGGUAUUAUUACAACGGUAGUUUGUAUUUGAAGAUUUGCAUGCGGUCUUACGAGUAUGGAUUUGAAUACAUUGGAGCAACAAAAGCCCUUAUUAUCACGCCAAUUACGGAAAAUUGUUUUGUUUCUAUGUCAAUGGCACUCGAGUCUGGACUUGUUGGGAAUCCACAGGGUCCCGCUGGAACAGGAAAAACUGAAUCAAUAAAAGCUUUAGCGAACCUAUGCGGAUAUACAUCUCUCGUUUUUAACUGCAGUGAUUCAUUUGAUACUCUGGAUAUGGAAAGAAUAUUUAGUGGGUUAUGCAUAUUAGGUUAUUGGGGUGUCUUUGACGAAUUCAAUAGAUUGGAUGAAUUAGUAUUAUCCUCAAUCACUGAGAAAAUUACACAUAUACACUCGCAAACAGAUGAAAAGUGUACCCUUGUUAUAUCCAAUAAAGAAGUGAAGGUGAAUUCUAGAACAUCGAUUUUCGUGACUAUGAAUCCAGGAUAUUUGAGCAGAAGUGUUCUGCCUUUAAAUACACGUUUAAUGUGCCAUCCAUUUGUAAUGGAAACUGUAAGUAUCUUCCAGAUAAUUAGAAUAAAUUUAAUGCUCAGUGGAUUUGAUGAUAGCGAGUAUGUAUCACUUAAACUUAAAAUUAUUCUGGACGCAUGCAAUUUAGUGUUGGUAGGACCACAAUAUAACUUUGGUUUACGCUCUAUAAAAUCAAUAUUUAAAUAUAUAAACUAUCUUAAGUGCAUUGAUAAUGCUCCUAAAUGGAAUAUUUUAGACGUCUUAUUAAUUGUAAUUGGUCCAAGGUUAGAUCAAGGUGAUACGACUAUUUUCAAAUAUAUUCUUUCACGAAUUUUUCCAGAGUAUCGGCAAAACCUACAAAUAAAUGAUGUAUAUACAUCUUACUUUAAACCUUUGGAAAUUAAGGAUUCGUAUAUAAGUCUAAAGGCAAUUGAAAUAUUACAAUUGGAAAAGUGUUCCACCGCAAUUAUACUUUUAGGUAAAUCUUGGACAGGGAAAAGCACUGCACUUGAUAUUGCUGUAAAAUUAAUUAAAGCUUCAAGUGGAAUUGAUUACGAAAUUGUAAGGUUUGAUCCAGAUGCAAACAGUCUCUAUGAACACAGAGAUAAAAAACUAUACGAUGGUUUAUUUUCGAGCAUUUUAAGGAGUUAUUGCAACACGAAUAAACAUGUUUUCAUUGUAUUUGAUGGAAACUUGGAUUCCAAGUGGAUUGAAAAUUUGAACACACUUUUAGAUGACAGCAGAAUUUUAACGCUUUCUAGUGGCGACAGGAUAAACUUGACGGAUAACAUUCGCAUUAUAUUUGAAACUGAUUCAUUAGAAAAUAUUACAGCAGCAACCAUAUCACGAUGUGCUGUAAUACGUUUUGAUUCUGUUGAUCAAAGUUUGAGAUAUGUAUUAAAGGAUGAAAAUUAUUUUGAAAAAUACAUUGACAUAGCCGAAUCCAAUAGAAAUCAACUCCCCCUAUUUAAAUUCUUAAUGGACUCUCUAGAUAAAUCUUUCAACACUUUCAUAUUUUCUUUAGUAAGCGCAUUUGGCAUGCAAUUCAAGGAUGAUGACUUUAAAGACUUUGUGGGAAUAAUUAGUAAAAGAGUUGUGGAAAUUUCAGGGAUGGUGGAUUUUGAUUACUACAAGAUAGAACUAGAAUACAUGGAAAGACUCGGUCUGAGUAGCAGAAUAGACCUUAUUAGAAACUUUAUUGCGAACUGCAAGCUACUUAUACUGCGUGGAAAUAAUUCCCAAGAAGCUUUGGUAAAAAUUUUGUCAGAUGAACACCAAACGAUUACCAUAAAUAUACAUGAUGGAUAUAGUAAUUCAUUGCUCAUGAAACAUUUAAUGAGGAAUUGUAAUAUUGAUGAUUACGAUGGGAGGAGCAUCUUGUUGCCAAAAUCCGGGAAAAGACUUUUGGUAUUUCUUAGGGACAUAGAAGAAGCAGAUGCGCAUGUUAUAAAGCAUCGUUUGUUUCCGAUAAUUCGCCAUAUUUCUCAAUUUGGUUACAUUUUUAUCUUUGAUAAAAAAUCAUUCAAGUGGAACAAGGUACAUGUUGAGAACAUAACAUUUGUAUUUGUUGCAAUGGCUUUGCUUCCUUCUAGACUUGCAGAAAUAACUCCAAUAAUAUGGAUAGAAAGUAAAACAAUAUGCUUAAUCGAAGACUGUUCUUAUAAUUAUUGCACAGAACAUAUUAAAUAUCCGAUAAUUUACCAUGAUUCGCUGGAAGGAACAAUAUCCACAAUUUCUAAAUUCCUAUAUUCCAAAACAUCUCAUUUGUCAAUAAUUGGACCAACAUGCAGUGGGAAAAGACUAAUAUGUAAAUCAGUUUCAAAAGAUACUUACAAAUAUAUCUAUGUUGAUGAUAUGGAAAAAUUAUGUGAACGUAUAAAGGACGCUGGAAUCGUCAUGUCAAAAUAUUGUAUUUGUAUAAAUUGGGACUUUAUUUCUUUAAAGCUUCCUUUUGAUCUAUUUAUUAUCAAGAAUAUGGUACUUACGGGGGAUUAUACGCUUUUAUUUGAUACAAAGGUUCUGGAGGAAAUAUAUGAAAAGGAUGGUUUCAAACAUAAGACAUUCGAUAUCUUUAUCAAAAAAUUCAACAUGAAUAUACGUGAAAACCUAAAGAUAAUUUUUAUUUCCACUUGCAAAACUUUUGAUUCAUCCAUUAUAUCCAGUGGUAUAAGUUGCAGAAUCGAUGAGCUUAAUGAUGAAAGUAUGCUACAAAUUGGAAAUAAUAUAUUUAAUAUCGAAAAUAAAGACCAAAUUAUGGACAUAGUUAUAGAAUUAUUCUCUGAAUAUACCAGAAUAAGGGAAUCUAACCAUUUAGAAUUCAUUAGUUUUAUGAAAACUUUCAAAGAUACGUUUGAAAUCAAUAGUAGCGAAAAUAUAAAAAGACUUGAGCAUUUAGAUUCCGGAAUAAAAAAGAUUAAGGAAUCUAAAGUUUCUGUAAAUGAUAUGGGCAAAUUGUUGGAUAAAAGAAAACGGCAUUUAAAGAGCAAAAGUGAUGAGGCAGAAAUAAAAAUGAGAUUGAUAGUGGAAAAGCAAUCUACAUGUGAAGAUAGCAAGAAACGUGCUAUUGAGCUCUCUAAAAUCCUUGAAAAUGAGAAGCAUGAAUUGAAUAGACGUAAAAGAGAAAUAAAAGCCCAGUUAGAUGAGGUACUUCCACUAUUGGAAUCAGCAAAAAAAGAUGUUGAAAACAUAAAUAAGAAAAGCCUGGAUGAACUUAGAUCGAUGACAAAUCCUCCAUCCAUAAUAAAAUAUACCAUAAAAGUUAUUGCAAUGUUGUUGAGUGAUCAUACAAACGAUAUUUCAUGGGAAGAUGCUAGGAGGAUUAUAAAGAAUUCGGAUUUUAUCACAAAAAUUAUCGAAUUUAAUAUAGAAAAUGUUAGCAAAAACAAAUACAAGAUGAUGACAGAAGCAACUUCAAAGGAAGAAUGGAAUAUAGAAAGAAUAUUUAAAGCAUCUAAGGCCGCAGGUCCGCUUGCAAAAUGGGUCAAUUCGUUGAUUUCAUCAUGCAAAAUAUCAAUUAGUGUAAACCCACUAAAGAAAGAGAUAAAGGAAAUAAAACGUAAUUAUUUAAAGAAUGAGCAGGCAUUAAAAGAUCAGAAUUUAGUAGUUAGUGAUAUGGAAACUGAGAUAGAAGGGUACAAGAAAGACUACGCAGAAUUAAUUUUAUCUGUCUCAUCAAUAACCAGUGAAAUAGAAGUUAUAGAAUCAAAACUGUCUAGGUCAAAGGAGAUGUUGGAUAAUUUAUCUAAUGAAAUAAUAAGAUGGGAAAAGUUUUUGGAGGAACUUGAUAAACAUUCAAAGUUCAUUUUGGGUGAUUCAUUACUCGAAGCAUCUACAGUACUAUUGGUUAAGCUUGACAAAUCUGAAGGCGAUCUUUUAGUCAAUUUAAUCACAAAUAUGCUCAAUAACCGUGGAAUUAUAUAUUCAUUUGACUUUGACAAGGUAAAUAUUGAAAGAACUGCAAUUGAGAAAAAUAUGAGAUAUAGACAUUGCGUGAUUUUAGAUUCUCCAGAAUUUUUAUGCAAGGAUAUUGUUGGUAAAGAUUCUGUAGUCAUUUCGGCAUGUGAUCCUAGUUUUACUGCAGCUCUGAGAUCUGUAAAACAAUUUGGUGGCGAAAUAGUUAUAACGAACAUACAUUGCUCUAGUGCACAAGUGAAAGGUUUAAUAUUGUCGGAAUUCGAGGAAAGAGCAGAUAGCACUGAAAACAUUCAAUUUUACAUAUAUCUGAUAUGUCCUAGUUCAAGUAUUGUUUUGUCUGAACAUAAAACAGAGGAUGAUUAUUUAUUGUUCUGUAUAUAUAAUAGGGCUAUAGUAAUAAAUAUGAAGUUAUCUGUACCUUAUUUUGAGUUAUUUUGCAGGGACCGUAUAGUGGAAUAUCUAAACCGGGAUUUAUACCUCCGUCAUCGGGAUUAUGAAUCGAAGAUGGCAGAGCUUAGUAAAUCUAUGAAUUGUCUGGAAAAUCAGCUUUUAGACUUUUUGGUGAAUGUGGAUGAUCUUUUGGAUCACAAUUCUCUAUCAUUUUUAGAGAAUCAUAAAAUAACAGUCAAUAAAUUAGAAAAUGAACUUUAUUCUUUGAGCAAUGCAAAUGAAGUAUUCUUCUCUGUGAUGGAGUCAUACAAAGAAUAUACGGGUUUAUUGUCGGAUAUAUACAGUUCUAUAUCGAAGAUUAAGGAUUUGAACAGUUUAUAUGCUUUUGACAUUAAUAUAAUCUUUCAUGCAAUGAGAGAAUCUUACAAAGAAGAUGACAUUAAUUCGACAAUUUUUACAAUUUAUAAGUGGAUUGAGCAGGCUAUGUUUAUGGAUGAUAAAUCACAUUGGGAACUUGAAAUGUUGAAUUUAUAUACUAAAUACAAUCCUAAAACUGAAGAAAAAGCAAACUUUGAAUUGAAAGAUAAAGAUUCACUUUUUGGGACUAUUUGUGAAACAUUUCCCAAUGCUAAAACUAAGUUUGACUUCAAGGUGUUCAACUAUUAUGAUACGAUUUUUAUACUAAUAGAUGCCGUGGAAGAUUCUUUUACGCUUAUAAACUCAUUCUCAAGAGAGUUGGAAAAGGAAUUAAAAGUAUAUGCAAUGGGUUCAAUAUCUGAACUGGAUAGGAUUGAACAAAAUGUUGAAGAGGCACUAAGUAAUGAAAAUUUUGUACUUGUAAAGAACACCCAUUUAUUUCCAUUUUGGACAAAAACUUUAGAGUCAAAAUUUGUAAAUAAACACAAAUCAAAGCUAUUCUUGGAAUGGGAUUUAUCAGUUUCUCUUCCAACUAGCAUACUCUCUAAAUGCUGCAUAAUUGUACAUCAAGGUUCAAAUGAACUUAAAAAUAUACUUAUCAAUUUGUUAUUAUCAUACAAGGUACAAAAUUGUCAAUCAAAAUUGGUUAGAUUUCUUUCAACACGAACUAUACUUCUGCAUGCUAUCUCUAUUUAUCGACAGUCAAUCUAUCAUGGGUGGACAAAGAAUUAUAACUUUGAUAAUAACGACAUCAAAAUUGCUAUAAAAGAGACAUUUACACUCACUAAAAUUAUGGAAAACACUGUAGAAUCCUCUGAUUUAAGCAAUGUAAUCAACGAAUGGAAAAAGAGAACGUUUAACAUAUAUUCUUCAAAGAUAUCAAACAGUUUAGAUCUUUGCAUUUUAGAUGAAAUUAUAGACUUUACAGAUUCAUCUAUUUAUCCGUUUGGAGUUCCCGAGGAUGACAUUGAAGAAUGGAUAAGUAAGAUGCCAGAAAAGACCACUCCAUCUAUGGUUGGACUAACCACUUGGCCACAACUUAGCAAAGAAGUGAACAAUGAGAAAGGGGACUACGAUAACGAACAACUAUACUCUGAAAGGCCGUACUAUGAGUCAUCAUGUAAAAUAUUUGAGAGAUGCUUAUCCCGCGAACUUACCUCUGGAUACAGAAACAAGAAUCACAAAUUAGCUUGUGAGACACUUUAUACAUUUGUUACCAAUGGAAAAAGUAUAAAAAUCAAUUUUGACCACUUUACAUCACCAGAAGUACUGAUGGAAGCUUUAAAGUUUGCGAUAUCAGAAAGAAACAAUUGCAAUAUACACGACCUUUUACUGUAUAGUACAAUAAAUAGUACCAAGUACCUUGAAAUUCCAUUGAAAAGAACAAGUGAAACAAUGCGUUUGGAUAAUAUAAAGAUUUUAAACGGCUUCUACGAUUGUGAUGAAAAUACGAUUAGAACUGAUGAGGGUAAUCAAUCCGUGUCUUUGAUUUUUGCUUGGGUUUUGGAAGUUAAAGACCAAAAAUCUGAGAAUAACCACAUCAAACCAGUUGAGUUACCCCUGUAUAAUUCGGCAGGGUGA